This is a messenger RNA of Phytophthora sojae, 1902 nucleotides long. RefSeq lists its product as hypothetical. The coding region runs from base 1 to 1902 and encodes 633 amino acids. The record is from RefSeq and is a predicted model, not a curated record. NCBI's taxonomy places the organism in Eukaryota, Oomycota, Peronosporomycetes, Peronosporales, Peronosporaceae. Gene Ontology annotation, molecular function: metalloaminopeptidase activity. The transcript has 6 exons.
AUGCUGGCCGCCGACAAGCUGCGCGAGCUGCGCGCGCUCAUGAGCCGCACCAACGUGCGCCUGCUGCCGCUGCGCCACCACCUGGGCAAGACGGAGAAGGGAGAGGCGGCAGAGCUCUCGGGCCGCGCGCUGCAGGCCUUCCUGGUGGACACGGCGGACGCGCAUCAGAGCGAGUACGUGGGGGCCGCAGACGCGCGACGCGAGUUCCUCACGGGCUUCACGGGCUCCAGCGGCACGGCGCUGGUGACGUCCGACCAGGCGCUCAUGUGGACGGACGGCCGCUACUUCCUGCAGGCGGAGCAGGAGCUGAGCGAGGACUGGACGCUCAUGAAGAGCGAGGAGCCCGGUGUGCCCACUAUUGAGCAAUGGGCGAAGAAGAACCUGCCGGGGGAGAGUUGUCUGGCUAUUGAUCCGUACCUGACGUCGGUGUUCGCGGCUCGCAACUUUGCUAAGGCUCUGAAGGAGACCAAGAUCGAGUUGGUGGCGCUGCAUGAAACCGAGAACCUCGUGGACCUCAUCUGGAAAGACCGACCGGCGGUGGCCCCCUCGCAGGUGACGUUUCUGUCGGAAGCGUACACAGGCCGCUCAGUGGUCGACAAGUUGAAGACGCUGCGUGAGGCUGUGAAGGAGAAGGGCGCCGAUGCCGUUGUGCUCACUGCUCUCGACGACAUCGCGUGGCUGUUCAACAUUCGCGGCAACGACGUCGAGUUCAACCCUGUCGUUACGUCGUACGCCAUUGUGACGUCCGACUCAGCGACUCUGUUCCUCAACGCAGCCAACCAAGAUGAGGUGGACCAGCAUCUGGGCCCGAGUGGGGUCGUCUGCAAGCCGUACUCGGGAAUGUUGAAGGAAGUGUCGGCUUUCGUUGCUGCGAACAAGGACCAGAAGAUCCUCGUGGACCCCGCACAGUGCAAUGUCGCGGUGUUCUUGGCGAUCCCUGCCGCGAACCGCAAAGAGGACACCUCGGUAGUCAUGGCCCAGAAGGCGAUCAAGAGCUCGGUGGAGAUUGAGGGCAUGCGCCAGGCGCACCUUCGUGACGGAGCUGCUCUUGUCAAGUACUUCAGCUGGCUUGAGAAGGAGAUGGAUGCCGGCCACGAGGACCAAUGGGACGAAGUGCUGGUGGCUGACAAGCAAGAGCAGUUCCGUCAGCAAGUGAAAGAUUACGUGUCGCUGAGCUUCGAUACCAUCUCUUCCGUUGGUGCUAACGGGUCGGUUAUCCACUAUUCGCCAAAGCGUGGAGACUGCGCCAAGAUGUCGACGUCGGCUAUGUACCUGAACGACUCUGGUGCUCAGUAUCUUGACGGCACAACAGAUGUGACGCGUACGCUCCACUUCGGCCAGCCUACUGACUACGAGAAGGCGUGCUUCACUUACGUGCUGAAGGGCCACAUCGCCCUCGCUAGCACUGUCUUCCCUGACAAGAUCGAAGGUACCAAGCUCGAUGCUAUCACUCGUGCUCCGCUGUGGAAGGCCGGCCUGGACUAUCGCCACGGAACCGGCCACGGUGUCGGCGCAUUCCUCAACGUGCACGAAAAGGGUGUGCUGAUGUCUUUCCGCUUGAACCCGAACGGAUUGAAGAUUCAAGACGGCAUGGUUCUUAGUAACGAGCCGGGCUACUAUGAAGACGGCAAGUUUGGUAUUCGUAUCGAGAGCGUCAUGGUCGCCAAGAAGGCUCCUCACAUCAAGAGCCCACUCAACCGCGAGUUCUGUGAGUUUGAGACGCUCACGAUGGCUCCGAUCCAGCAGAAGCUCAUCAACGUGAGCUUGCUCACGCCUGAGGAGAUCAAGUGGCUGAACGCGUACCACAAGGAAGUGCACGACAAGUUGCAGCCGCUACUGAAGGAUGACAAGGAAACGUAUGCGUACCUCGUCCGUGAAACGAAGCCAUUGCUGCUUCCUUGA